AUGUUGCUCUGGGGAUGCCUUUUCGUCAUGCUGAAUGUCCUGUUAUGGCCUGAUCCCUCUACAGCAUCCCUGCCCUUGCAUAUGGACUCGGUUAUCCAGAUCCUAGCACGGAUAGAGCAAGAAGCACCAGUUCUCCAUCAUGCAGCCCCUGGUCUACUUUUGAUGUCUGAGAGUCCCAUCGAUUCCUUCCAACAUCUCCUCCUUUCAAGGGCCCCAUCUCCAGCAGAGCUCAAGCUUGACCCUCUAAGUCCAGAGCUUCGAGCAUUAGCCACCAGCUUAGCCCGGCACCGAGUGGACUCUGGACAAGAGUAUGGGGUAGUAUUAGCACCUGAUGGCUCCACAGUGGCUGUGGAGCCCCUUCUGGCAGGGCUUGAGGUUGGGCUCCGUGGUCGGAGGGCUAUGGCCAUUCCCCUGGAGUUUAGAGCUUCCAAUUCCUCUUCUGAAGUCAGAGAUACUCACAAGGAAGCAGGAUUUACUUUGCUCCCUCAAGCCAGCACAACCUCCCAAGAAUUUGGAAACAUGUCCCUGAACCCCACUAUCCUCCCAACUGUCCAUGCUAACUCUCCAACCAGUGUGGAUAAUCUCUUGGCUGUCACUUUGACCAGAGCAUUGGGUGUAGCCUUCCUCCCAGGACCUGGAAACCAUACUCCCACAGGCCUCGGCCCUGAUGGUUGUUGGGACCAACUCUCAGCCCCAAAGACCUUCUCCCUGUUGGGCACUGAGGCUUCCUCUGCCCUCACUGUAUCCUACCUCAAUGGGGCACUGGAUGGGGCCCUGCUAGGAGACUACCUGAGCAGAAGCUCCAAGCCCCACCCACCACUCACCCACCUACUGACCCAGUACUACGGAGCAGGAGUGGGUGGGAAUCCCCAAUUUCGGAGUAACUUCCGCAGAGACAAUGCUGCUAACCUGACUUCACAGGAGUCCCUAGCCCAGCAGGUAUGGGGCUCUUUGCUCCUGCUCCAGGAGUUAGAGCCCUCUAAUCCCCAGAUGGCUAAUCUACUCCAAACCCAGCUGGCUGAAGUUGCUGCCCAUGCUGCCAAGGAGUUCACUGAGGCCUUCCUAGAAUGCCCAGCCAUCUUGCCUCGAUGCCGCUGGGGAGCAGCUCCUUACCGAGGGAGCCCCACCAUGCUGAAUCUACCUUUGGGGUUCCUCUAUGUGCACCAUACCUAUGAGCCCCACCAACCCUGUACCAGCUUCUCCCAGUGUGUUGCUAACAUGAAAAGCAUGCAACGCUUCCAUCAGGACACCAAUGGCUGGGAUGACAUCGGCUAUAGCUUCGUGGUGGGUACAGAUGGCUACGUGUACGAGGGCCGGGGCUGGCACUGGGUGGGGGCUCACACCCUCGGCCAUAACUCCCUGGGCUUCGGCGUCUCCUUCAUCGGCAACUACACGGCCACGCUACCCACGGCCUACGCCUUGAGAAUUGUGCGCGACACCCUCCCACGCUGCGGCAUGCGGGCGGGCUACUUGCGGCCAGACUACAAGAUGCACGGCCAUCGGCAGUUAGUCCACACCGACUGCCCGGGUGACGCCCUCUACCGACACAUCAGUACAUGGCCGCACUUCAGGGAAGUGAAGAAGAAACUUUAAAGAAGAAGUACCCAUCUGCUCCCUCCAACCCACCAACAGAG
Gracilinanus agilis (Agile Gracile Mouse Opossum) is the source of this 1634-nucleotide messenger RNA. It is a transcript of the gene PGLYRP2, whose product is annotated as peptidoglycan recognition protein 2. The record is from RefSeq and is a predicted model, not a curated record. Gene Ontology annotation, biological process: peptidoglycan catabolic process; detection of bacterium; defense response to Gram-positive bacterium. The coding region runs from base 1 to 1593 and encodes 530 amino acids. The transcript is spliced from 5 exons. Gene Ontology annotation, molecular function: zinc ion binding; peptidoglycan immune receptor activity; peptidoglycan binding. Lineage: Eukaryota; Metazoa; Chordata; Mammalia; Didelphimorphia; Didelphidae.